Messenger RNA from Radiomyces spectabilis, 2292 nucleotides. Its product is annotated as succinate dehydrogenase flavoprotein subunit 1. The record is from RefSeq and is a predicted model, not a curated record. Gene Ontology annotation, molecular function: electron transfer activity; succinate dehydrogenase (quinone) activity; flavin adenine dinucleotide binding. Gene Ontology annotation, biological process: tricarboxylic acid cycle; mitochondrial electron transport, succinate to ubiquinone. NCBI's taxonomy places the organism in Eukaryota, Fungi, Mucoromycota, Mucoromycetes, Mucorales, Radiomycetaceae. The transcript has 7 exons. Bases 340 to 2280 code for a protein of 646 amino acids.
UUUCCCUUUUUUUUUUUUGCUUUUUAGUAUGAACAACGAGAGUCUUGUUACUUUACAGGUCGAUCGUCUCCAUUGACCAAUAUAUUACUGCGUAUUCCAAUUUUCUCGUUGACUGUCCGUCGGGCAGCUGCAAGUAUACCAUUGGUAAGGACGGCAAAAUGUGAAUAUCAAAACAUUUGCGUCAUUGUAAAAAUGCGACCGAUCAAGUGCAACGUGGAGAACAAUUUUUCUCCGGUUAGGUUGGAUGAGGAAUUGACAUAGCUGGGUUGUUUAAAAUGUCGAAAUGAGAGCUGAAAAAACUACUGCUUUUUUCUUACAUUUUCCAUUUCGGAUCGUUUCAUGUUGCGAGCUUUUAAUUACAUUCCACGCAUUGUUCACGACGUACCUCUUGUGGGUUUGACAAGACGUACCAUCCACACGUCUCUAUCACAAUUCCGAGUAUUUGGGCAGCAGCCCCCGCACGGCAAGGAAUCAACAGGACCAUUAUCCAGUAAAUAUCCUGUCAUUGAUCACGAGUAUGACGCCGUUGUGGUGGGUGCAGGUGGAGCCGGUUUGCGUGCUGCUUUUGGCCUUGCCGAAGCUGGAUUCAAUACGGCCUGUGUCACAAAACUGUUUCCCACCCGUUCCCAUACAGUUGCUGCACAGGGAGGCAUCAAUGCUGCUUUGGGCAAUAUGACCGAGGAUGACUGGCGAUGGCAUAUGUAUGAUACUGUCAAGGGAUCCGAUUGGCUCGGUGAUCAAGACGCCAUCCACUACAUGUGCCGGGAAGCGCCUCACACGGUCAUUGAACUGGAAAAUUACGGUGUGCCAUUUUCACGUACCGAAGAUGGCAAAAUCUAUCAAAGAGCCUUUGGAGGUCAGAGUCUCCACUAUGGCAAAGGAGGUCAAGCCUAUCGAUGUGCCGCGGUAGCCGAUCGAACGGGUCAUGCCGUGCUGCAUACAUUGUAUGGUCAAUCGUUGCGCCACAGUACCAAUUUCUUUGUGGAAUAUUUUGCGUUGGAUCUUUUGAUGGAAAAAGGGGAAUGCAAAGGUGUGAUUGCAUUGUGUAUGGAGGAUGGAACACUGCAUCGGUUCCGAGCUCAUAAAACCGUAUUGGCCACCGGCGGGUACGGUCGCGCCUAUUUCUCAUGCACCUCUGCACAUACAUGUACCGGGGAUGGCAAUGCCAUGGUCGCCCGCGCCGGUCUACCUCUUCAAGACCUAGAAUUCGUGCAGUUUCAUCCCACCGGUAUCUAUGGCGCUGGUUGUCUCAUCACCGAAGGAGCUCGUGGGGAAGGGGGUUUCCUCGUCAAUGCUCAAGGCGAACGAUUCAUGGAACGGUACGCACCCACGGCCAAAGAUCUGGCGUCGCGCGAUGUCGUAGCGCGAGCCAUGACAUUGGAAAUCAUGGAUGGCCGUGGUGUUGGUGCCGAAAAAAAUCACAUCCACUUGCAACUGCAUCACCUGCCUGCGGACGUGCUGCAGGAACGAUUGCCAGGCAUCUCUGAUACCGCUGCCAUUUUUGCCGGCGUGGAUGUCACCAAGGAACCUAUUCCCGUAUUGCCCACCGUUCACUACAACAUGGGAGGAAUUCCUACGCGAUUUACCGGUGAAGUAUUGCGAGUCAAUGACGAUGGAGAAGACGAAGUGGUGCCCGGGCUUUAUGCCGCAGGCGAAGCGGCCUGUGUGUCUGUUCACGGCGCCAAUCGCUUGGGCGCCAACUCGUUGUUGGACAUUAUCGUGUUUGGUCGAGCAGUGGCACAUCACAUCAAGGAAACCUUGGAACCCAAUACACCUUGCGAACCUUUGGCACGGGCCGCAGGCUCGGAAACCAUCGCCAUGCUGGAUCAGUUGCGACACGCCAACGGUUCGUUGCCCACAGCACGCAUUCGAGCCGACAUGCAACGCGUCAUGCAAGCCAAAGCCGCAGUCUUUCGAACCCAAGAAACAUUGAAUCAAGGUUGCGAUGAAAUUGAUGGUGUGUGGAAUUCGUUCCGGGAUGUAAAGACGACAGAUCGUAGCAUGAUCUGGAAUACCGACUUGAUUGAGACAUUGGAAGUGCGCAAUUUGUUAACGUGUGCUUCUCAGACCAUGCACGCGGCUGCGGCCCGUACAGAAUCUCGAGGGGCUCACGCCCGUGAAGACUACCAGGAACGCGACGAUGAACACUGGAUGAAGCAUACUUUAUCAGUCCAAAAUCACGAAACAGGCGAAGUCACGUUAACUUAUCGCCACGUUAACGAUCAUACCCUGGACGAAAAUGAAUGCAAACCCGUGCCACCCUUUAAACGUACCUAUUAAAAAUAAAAAUAA